Messenger RNA from Mesitornis unicolor (brown roatelo), 1119 nucleotides. RefSeq names its product angiotensin II receptor, type 2 (gene AGTR2). Gene Ontology annotation, cellular component: membrane. The record is from RefSeq and is a predicted model, not a curated record. NCBI's taxonomy places the organism in Eukaryota, Metazoa, Chordata, Aves, Mesitornithiformes, Mesitornithidae. Gene Ontology annotation, molecular function: angiotensin type II receptor activity. Gene Ontology annotation, biological process: immune response; regulation of apoptotic process; blood vessel diameter maintenance. The transcript has a single exon.
AUGCAGAGCAACUACUCCCUGGUCAUCACUACCACAGAAACUCUCCAAGUCUUCUAUACAGUGUUGACAAACUCAUCAGCUGCAUUGCGCCCGCCCCCUCCUUGCCCACUUACCUCUUCAGACUAUCAGUUUUCACUAGUUCCAGCACUCUUCUCUCUGGUUUUCGUUCUUGGGUUGGUUUGCAACAGCGUGGUGGUUGUGGUGCUUUGUCGUCACAGUGGCCCCAAACCAGUUGCUAAUAUCUACAUUUUCAACCUGGCCAUGGCAGAUUUGCUGAGCCUCGCAACCCUUCCCUUCUGGGCUACCUACUAUGCACACAGGUAUAACUGGCUCUUUGGGUCUCUCAUGUGCAAAAUCUCCAGUUCUGUCCUCUGCUUGAACAUGUUUGCAAGUAUAUUUUUCAUUGUGUGCCUUAGUGUGGACCGGUACCGUGCUAUUGCACAUCCUAUUCACUCUCAAGAAAGAACUCCACAACAAGCUUAUUUUAUCGCAUUGGUUUUGUGGGGCUUUGCCGGUUUGUCCUCCCUUCCAACUUUUUAUUUCCAUGACACUCACUACAUUGAGAGCUUGGGGGUCGAUGCUUGCAUUAUAGACUUUCCUCAUGAGAAUUAUGCAGAAUGGUAUGUGGGAGCAGCCUUCCUGAAAAAUGCAUUCGGCUUCUUCAUCGCCUUGACAGUGAUCACCAUGUGCUACAUCUGGAUCAGGAGGCACUUGCUGAAAGCACAAGAGUUUGGAAAAAACAAACGGAAGAGAGACAAAGUCCUAAAGUUUAUAGCUGCCGUUGUUGUGGCCUUCUUCAUUUCCUGGCUCUCAUUCCACAUUUUAACAUUUUUGGAUGCCUUGGCUCAUAUGAACAUCAUGGACAACUGUGACGUGACAGGGAUCAUUGAUACAGUGCUGCCAUUCAGCAUCUGCAUGGCAUUCGCCAGCAGUUGCAUCAACCCUUUGCUCUACUGCUUCAUUGGAAACCAGUUCCAGGAGAAGCUCCAUCACUUGUUUAAGCGAUGAGUUUAUCAGCUCAACAGCCAUCAAGAUAGCUCCUCUUUGAGGAAAGGGAGCGGCCUCAGAGAUGCUAAGACCCCUGUGGGCAGGAAAGGGAGACCUGAGUCCUUGGUGUAG